Messenger RNA from Microthlaspi erraticum, 1203 nucleotides. Lineage: Eukaryota; Viridiplantae; Streptophyta; Magnoliopsida; Brassicales; Brassicaceae. The record is from the annotation of a GenBank genome assembly.
AUGGAGCAACAAGAAGAAGAAAAUCAGAUCAAAACGAUGAAGCAACAGGAAGAAGAAACUCAGAUCAAAAAAAGGAGACAAUCUUCAUCAGUCUCAUCGUCCUUUCCUCACGAUCUCAUCUCGGAGAUACUCUUGAGGCUGCCUUUGAAAACUGUCGGGAGAUUUCGUUGUGUUUCGAAGCUCUGGUCAUCAGUCACCACAGAUCGUUACUUCAUCAACUCGUUCGUAACUCGGCCCCAAAGCAAAAGUCCAAGACUUCUACUCUGCUUCAGAAGAGCCAACAAGGUGUUUGCUUUCUCGAUUCCUCAAGAUCAUCCAAAAGAGGCUUAUUCAGUUUCUUCCCAGCCUGUUGAUAGACUUCAUAUGACGACAUACCACAAAAACGGUGUCUUCUCCCCCAGGAAAUCUGUGCAAGGCUUGAUCUGCUUUCCAAGAAGAGCAAAAACCCUAAUUUGGAACCCUACAACAAGACAUAUCUCAACCAUACAUAAACCGGAAAAGAGUUGGAAGGAUAGAACAGUGUUUUUAGGAUACGAUCCAAUCGGAUGUAAACACAAACUCGUGUCCAUGCCUUGGGAUAAAACCAGCGACGAGUGUAGGGUUUUAACAUUGGGAUCAGAUCAAGAAUCAUGGAGAAUGGUCAAAACCAACCAUAAUCAUCGUCCUUCCACCAACUAUAUUAGUUACGAAUGCAUCAACGGAGUUCUGUAUUAUCACGCAUGUAUUGGAGAGGAUGAGAACGUUCUUAUGAGUUUUGAUGUCAGAUCUGAGAAGUUCCAUGCGAUAAAACCACAAUGGAAUAACAGCUUUGGUUUACUCACAAGAUAUAAGGGAAAGUUAGCUUGUGCUACGGUUAGCUAUCCAGAUUCUUGUCUAAUAGUGUGGACUCUGAAGGAUCCAGAGAAGCAUUAUUGGUCGCCUAUAAACUUUCCAGGAGCACCUUUACAUCCCUAUGCUCCGAGAUUGAAAACAAAUUUCCGGUUAACUGGUAUCACGGAUGCUGGUGAGUUUGUUUACGUACCAUAUGAGUUUCGUCAAUCGUUUUAUGUUAUGUAUUAUGAUCCCAAAAGAAAGAGCAUCCACGUAGUUGAGUUUAAAGGAAUCGCAGACGACGAGUUUAGGCUCAAGCAUGGACUUGGAAAUAGACGUCUGUCUACUAUCUUUACUGUUCCGAAUCACAUAGAGAGUCUCGUGUCUUUGUAA